CACAACAUGAUAAGAUUCCAAGAUGGCGAACCAAAGUGUAUGUGGUUCUCUCAACACACGACGGGCGAAGCAUACAUUUUCGACGCCGUACAGAAAGAUAAGUCGGGAAAACGUCCGCUUGUCUACUGUGCCAACGGCUCACACGCUCUGUAUCCUCUUCCAGGCCCGCACGAAUACACCAUACCCAACUUAUCCGUUCCCUUCCGUUUCCGGCUCGUGGACGAAACCGACACUGCAGGUCCCGUGUACGACCCCCUUCUCACGUCAUACUACUAUAUCUUCACGCCUUUCUUGUCAACUUUCAUGCCUUUCCCCACCAUGGUAUCUUCCCUACCGUCAUCCAAAUCACACGUUCCUACUGGGUUUCUAUACUUCAAGGGUCGUUGGGGGGAUCGUCAGCUUGAAUCAAGAACUACGUCCGUGAUAGAACAGCUUGAAGGCAAGAGUGAGAAAGGAAGUGGCAAGACUUUUGUCAGUGGGCCAACAGGCCCUUUAGAUAAGCAAUUAAGUCGAUCCGAGGUGUGGCCUAGAGAUGCAGAUUAUAAGCCUCUGCUGAGACACUCUCUCAAUUACUCAUGGAUCUUGGAGAAGUGGCUGGGGAGUAUGAACUGUAUGUGGGAGGAUAUGAAGGUCAAGGGUGUCAAGGUCAGCGGCGAGCUCGUGGAAUGA
Periconia digitata is the source of this 669-nucleotide messenger RNA. Lineage: Eukaryota; Fungi; Ascomycota; Dothideomycetes; Pleosporales; Periconiaceae. The record is from the annotation of a GenBank genome assembly.